Messenger RNA from Salvia hispanica, 1146 nucleotides. Its product is annotated as syntaxin-51-like. Gene Ontology annotation, biological process: vesicle fusion; intracellular protein transport. Gene Ontology annotation, cellular component: endomembrane system; SNARE complex. Lineage: Eukaryota; Viridiplantae; Streptophyta; Magnoliopsida; Lamiales; Lamiaceae. Gene Ontology annotation, molecular function: SNARE binding; SNAP receptor activity. The record is from RefSeq and is a predicted model, not a curated record.
UUACAUUUAGACUUAUUCUUUAAGUCGGAAGCUGAGAAAGUGGAGUAUAGGAGAAAGAAGUUGAGGAAUAUAAAAGUGUAGAUUUGUGGUGUUAAUUCAAUUGCAGAAGACGAAGGUUGACGUACGACUUUUUUGACCGAUAGCCGGUGGCGCCGCCCGUCUCGCCCCCCUUCCCCUGAAAAUUACUCCAUUAUUGAAAGAAAAUCAUAAAAUUAUUCUAGGUUUCGUGCAAAGAAUCUCUCUCUUACGGGUUCGACCACAAAAAUAGUCAAAUCCUAAUCACAAGACAAUGGCCUCUUCAGGUGAUGCAUGGGUAAGGGAAUAUAAUGAAGCAGUUAGACUUGCUGAUGAUAUCACUAACAUGAUAUCUGAAAGAAGUUCACUGCCACCUUCUGGGCCAGAAGCACAGCGGCAUGCAUCAACCAUACGGAGGAAAAUUACGAUACUGGGAACCAGAUUGGAUAGCCUGCAAUCUCUUCUGCAAAAGCUUCAUGGAAAGCAAUCUCUGACAGAGAAAGAAAUGAAUCGUCGCCGCGACAUGGUGAAUAAUUUGAGAUCAAAAGUAACUCAGAUGGCUUCCACGUUGAACAUGUCAAACUUUGCUAAUAGAGACAGCUUACUUGGACCAGAGAUAAAACCUGCUGAUGCAAUGAGCCGAAUAAGUGGCCUUGACAAUCAAGGGGUUGUUGGUCUGCAAAGACAAGUCAUGAGAGAGCAAGAUGAGGGUCUUGAAAAAUUGGAGGAGACAGUCUUAAGCACCAAACACAUUGCACUUGCAGUGAAUGAAGAACUUGAUCUUCAUACAAGACUAAUUGAUGAUCUUGAUCAGCAUGUUGAGGUUACGGACUCCAGACUACAGCGAGUACAGAAGAGGCUUGCAAUAUUAAACAAGCGGACUAAGGGCGGCUGCUCCUGCAUGUGUAUGCUUCUAUCAGUGAUAGGGAUUGUCGGUUUGGUUGCUGUUAUAUAUGUACUAGUCAAAUAUUUGUAAAUUCGAGAAGAGACAAAUAAUUUAUUUCGCGUGUUUCUGUUUUCAAAAUGACUGAUUUGUUGGUUCAAGUUAUGUUGAGUGGAAAGCUUUGUAUGUAUGUAUUGACUGAGACGAAUACAGUUCUUGUAUUUGUGAUCAAGUAUAUGGUUCCAUGA